Molecule: messenger RNA, 1579 nt
Organism: Anolis sagrei ordinatus
Lineage: Eukaryota; Metazoa; Chordata; Lepidosauria; Squamata; Anolidae
Source: RefSeq, a predicted model, not a curated record
AUGGUCCGCCAAGUGCCCCCGAAGAGGAACUUGACGGACUUGGGGGAGGUCUUGGGCUUCGCCUCCGCCAUCUUGGACCAAGGUCACUCCGGCCCGGGUGGAAGGGAACACAGCUCUGAGGGGGAUUCCCGCAGCCAAUCAGCGCCCGGCUUCCGACGAGGAGGCGGGACUUCUGGGGAAAGGGAGCAGAGAGCGACGAGGAGAGACGCAACCACGCACGCGCGGGAGACAAAGGGGCGCGUCCAAUCGGACAGGGGCGUGGCUACCGGGCAAGGGGGCGUGGCCGAACUGGUUUUUUCCUGCGCCUGCGCAGCAGGAAGCAACAGGACCCCAGUUCACGAAGCGGCCAGGGGAGGGGAGACUGUCCAACUACGAGAGCUCAUUGAGAAUGGCGCCUGCGUCAACCUGGUCACCUACGACUCCAUCACGCCGCUGCACGAGGCCAGUCUCCGAGGACAGACGCAAUGCGUGGAAAUGCUCCUUGCUGCCGGAGCCCAGGUUGAUGCUCGGAACAUUGACGGGAGCACCCCGCUCUGUGACGCCUGUGCCUCUGGGAGCAUCGACUGUGUGAAGGUCCUGCUCUCCCAUGGGGCCAAGGUCAACCCGCCCCUCUACACUGCCUCUCCCCUCCACGAGGCCUGCAUGAAUGGCAGUGCCGAGUGCGUUCGCCUCCUGGUCGACAUGGGUGCAAACCUGGAAGCUCACGACUGCCACUUUGGCACCCCGUUGCACGUGGCAUGUGCCAGGGAACACCUGGACUGUGUGAAGAUUUUGCUCAAUGCAGGAGCCAAUGUGAAUGCUGCCAAACUCCACGAGACGGCUCUCCACCACGCCGCCAAAGUGAAAAACGCUGAUCUGGUGGAGAUGCUGGUCGAAUUUGGAGGGAACGUUUGGGCCCGGGACAACCAAGGCAGGAAGCCUUCCGACUACGCCUGGAGCAGCAGCCCCGCGGCCAAAUGCUUUGAGCAUUACGAAAAAACCCCCCUAAGCUUGUCCCAGCUCUGCCGACUCAGCCUGAGACGAGCCAUCGGCCAGCGCGGGCUGGAGAAGGUGGCCCAACUCCACAUCCCUCCACGAUUAAUUGAAUUCGUCUCCUACAAAUGAGCAACCACCCAAAGGGCAAGGACAUCACCGCCUAGAUGCACGCCUGUACCAGACUCUGUCCACGUUGACUCUCAGGCCACCUGUCCUUACCUUUCCCCGAAGACUUGGCUUCAAUGUAAUGGAUGUAAAUACUAUUUAUGAGCAAUUAGUAAUUUAAAGACUUUCUGACGGGGUCCCUUGUGACAACCCGUCCUCGAAGAGCACUUUGCAUUUUUAUGGUGCUUUUUCUAAGCACACGGAGACAGUACGGCAACUUGCACUUUUCUUCUUAUCCCGGCAUUCUGGUUGGGAAAAGAUACAGCACUUGCAUUCAGACUGGAAAUGUUGUUCCACAGCUACUUCUUAUAAUGGCAUGAAUGUCAACAAGUUGGCAGAAAUGGCCUUUUAGCAGAGCAAGGCGCAUUCGGCAUCUUUUGGCCCCUUUGCAUGCUGGGUCCCACGUUUUGCUCCUUCCAAUAAAACUGGAAUCUCUCAA